Messenger RNA from Chaetomium strumarium, 768 nucleotides. Its product is annotated as S-adenosyl-L-methionine-dependent methyltransferase. The record is from RefSeq and is a predicted model, not a curated record. The transcript is spliced from 2 exons. Bases 1 to 768 code for a protein of 255 amino acids. NCBI's taxonomy places the organism in Eukaryota, Fungi, Ascomycota, Sordariomycetes, Sordariales, Chaetomiaceae.
AUGUCCGCUUCGAUUCCGACCCCGAUCCCCCCGCCCGAUGUCAAGGACCGCCUCAAAGAGUCCUACAACGCCAUCGCGGAAGCGUACAUGAACUGGUCUGCAGGCCGUCAUAACCAUCUCCGCUUUAACUACACGGCGGAACUGCUCAAGCUCCUCCGCAGAGACCGCUUACACCCCACCACCGCCGGCGGCGACUCCUCGCCCCCUCAAGACGGGGGAGACGUCAGCCUGGGCGGCCUGCGCGCGCUCGAGCUGGGUUGCGGCUGCGGCGUUCCCGUCAUCGGAACCCUCCUUGCUCGGGGAUUUGAGGUGCUCGGUGUGGAUCUCUCGUCGACUCAGGUGCAGAUGGCCACGCGCAAGUACUUCCCCGACGAAGUACAGAACGGCCAGCUGGUGGUGGUCGAGAAGGACAUGAUGGAGCUGACUUACCCACCGGGCGAGUUCGACGUGGUCGUGGCGCUGUACAGUCUGAUCCACCUGCCGCGGAACGAGCAGAGGGUCAUGAUGGAGAGGGUGCAUCGGUGGUUGAAGCCCGGCGGCAUGAUCCUGAUGAACUACUCGGUGGAAGAACUGGAAGGGGAGGUGAUUGAGAAGUGGCUGGGGCAGGAGAAGGGGUGGGUUUACUGGAGCGCAUGGGGCAAAGACAAGAUGCUGGACAUGCUUGAUGAGUUGGAGUUCAAGGUAUUGCUUCAGGAGGUCAAGGGGGAUGAGGGGACGGAUGCGAGCUUUCUGUGGGUUAUUGCACAGAAAGAAAAUGGCAACUGCUAG